This is a messenger RNA of Sphaerulina musiva SO2202, 936 nucleotides long. RefSeq lists its product as uncharacterized. NCBI's taxonomy places the organism in Eukaryota, Fungi, Ascomycota, Dothideomycetes, Mycosphaerellales, Mycosphaerellaceae. The coding region runs from base 64 to 810 and encodes 248 amino acids. The transcript is spliced from 2 exons. The record is from RefSeq and is a predicted model, not a curated record.
CCUCUCUUCUCAUACACACCAGAAACCUCCCCCUCCGUCGCAUCAAAAACCACCACCUCCAAAAUGGUCACCACGCGCUCCGGCGGCGAAUCGACCAAAAGUCCCACCAAACCCACCACCGCCGCUCCAAAGCCCCCAACAACAACAACAACAACAACGCGCACCACCAAACCCUCCACCUCCACCACCUCCUCCUCCCCAACCAAACCCUGGACCCACACCCCCCGCCCCCUCACGCUCCUCUGGCUCACACUCAGCACUCCGCUCGUCCUCUGGGACGCCGGCUACGUCCUCCUGCGACCGCACAGCAUGGUCGGAGGAAAAUAUCACUCGCCGCUCUGGACGCCGUAUGCGUUGUAUGCGGAAAUUGAUUAUGUCUAUGGCUGGAAGGCUUUGCAGGAGAAUAAUUCUUGGACACAGACGCAGACGUGGUUUAAUUUGGGAGAGGUGUUGGCUUAUGCGGUUUAUUUGGGGUGGGUUUGGGGGGGUGGAUAUGCGAAGGGGAAGGGGAUUUUUGAGGGGAGGACUUUGGAGGGGAGGAGGGCGGCGUGGGCGGUUUUGGUGGGGUUUAGUGCGGCUUCUUUGACGUUUUAUAAGACUGUUAUGUAUUGGCUACUGGAAUAUCUUUCGGGAUUUGAAAAUAUCGGUCACAACGACUGGACUACAUUAAUCACUAUGUGGAUUAUUCCCAACGGCGCCUGGCUGAUUGGGCCUUCAUAUAUGAUGUAUGUAUUUGGGGGAGAGAUACUUCAGGGACUGGAGAUGGCCGCUACUGCUACUGCUCCAGGCUCCACGCGGAAGACGAAAUAGGUAGCACACGUACAGUAGUGGUCACGUGUGGGCAAUGUGCUGGAUCUUGCAGCAGUGUGUACCAUGUGGUUGGUGUGCUGUCACAUAUAGGAGGGAGGUAGGCUCAGCAGGAAUAAUAUCAGGUAU